This is a messenger RNA of Ectocarpus sp. CCAP 1310/34, 411 nucleotides long. The record is from the annotation of a GenBank genome assembly. NCBI's taxonomy places the organism in Eukaryota, Phaeophyceae, Ectocarpales, Ectocarpaceae.
CGAGAUAUUCAACUUUUUGUUGUGCCGUCCCCAUGGGAGAUUUUUUUCGUUGGGCAAGACGAACACACAACAACACGCACACGUGGCGGCCCGAAAACACGAAAGACGCACGCAAGCACCAUGGGGAAGCCUCAGGGACGGUCCAAGAAGAAGACGUUCGGCCCGCGCGGAGCCGAUGGCCGAGCGGUUUCGAAGAAACCGAAGCCGACGCAGCAACAUGAUCUUCCAUCUCCAGGCGCUGGCGGUGCGCUCUCGGGUGGCCAUGAUGGCGCGAUUUUGAUGGACGUGGACGAGGGCGAAAAAAAGGACAUUGAAGAAGUGGAAGCAGGAAAAGGAGAAGAAGCGGGCCAUGGAGCAGGAGGGAGAGGAAAAAGAGGCCGAGAACGAUGCGUAGUGAUGUGUGUCUUUUAG